This is a messenger RNA of Arabidopsis arenosa, 1153 nucleotides long. NCBI's taxonomy places the organism in Eukaryota, Viridiplantae, Streptophyta, Magnoliopsida, Brassicales, Brassicaceae. The record is from the annotation of a GenBank genome assembly.
AAACGCAACUGGUGUGAGUGAUUCUAGCGUUUUCUCUCGUCGCAUCUUCUUUCUUCAUCUUUGACCCUAAAACUCUGCAAAUCUGCUUCAUAGUUUCUCGAGUUUUCAGGUUUAAUCGAUUUUGAUGUUGUUGCUAAUCCCGUAGGAAUCAGUCUGCAGGAGAUGCAUGAUGCAGUACGAGUAUCUAAGAUUUUAUGUCAACUGUAACCUUCGGUGUCCUAAUUGUCUACAGUCGUAUUUGGCAGUAGAAGUCCCUAAACCAGGUAUAUCAAGCCGUUGGAGUAGUUUCAGCCGUCUAAAGCGAAACCUGGAUCCCAAGUCAGCUGCAAACCACAACACUACCUCAGGUUUAUAUAAUAACUCCAAGUGGACAUUCUCAAGAACCAGCAGUGCAGCUCAUGCUGCUAGUGUGGUUCAACAGGCUUAUGAGAAGGUCAAGAAAGAACGUGAGCAGGCGAAAGCAACCGCGAGAAGAGAAAAGAAGAACGCCAAAAGGAAGAGCACAACUGAUUCGUCUGCUUCUGGUAGUUUGCUUAAAAAGAGGAAAGUUCGUGGAGAAAAUGAUGUCAGUUGCUCUGGUGGAAGAAAGGUCACUUACUGUGUGACUGGUGAAACCGGAAAAAACAUGGGAAAGGUAGAACAUGGAACCAAAGAGAGAGCGGACAAGUUCUCUCCUAGAAGAACCCAGAGAAAUAUUAGCAAGGAGGAUGUAACAAGAGAGGAGUAUUCAGUCAAGUCUAGCACGGGCAAGUCAACUAAGAUGCAGCUUGUUCUGCAUCUGGUUAACCUUCAUGCUCCCGAUAUUAGACGAGGGCGUUCUGAAAUACAUAAUAGCAUCUGCGCCAUCCGCGACCUCGACAAAGGACAAGAAAGACUGUCUCACGGAUCGAAUGCUCAAGUUUCUCCGAACUCUUCCCACCGGCGGAAGAAAGAGACGAGCCUACUACCCGAGGUUUAGUGAAUGCUCAAGUCUACAACCAGUUUCUCUAUUCGUUUUAAUCAACUGUCGCACAAAACUUGUCCUUUUAAAAGCAAUCAAAACGAUGAAUUUUGAUUUCUGUUAUCAAUUUACAUUGGUACAGAGUACGAUUAGAGAGGUUCUACUGCAUUUUUGUGAAGAGUAGAUAUGAAAAAAUAGAAACUUCAGAAAUUG